AUGGAAACAAAUCCAUUCGUACAUCUCUUCAGAACAAUGGAUCAAAUUUCUCAGGAAAAGAGACAAUCUAUAGAUCUCACUUUGCGUUUAGUAGCUGAGGGGCCUCGGGAUCAAAGACGGUACAAUGCUCCAACUGCAAGUGAAAUAGCAGUUCUUAUUAUGAAUAAUGAAGAGGGUACUUCAAGAGACAUUGUGCUGCACACCAGAGCCAACUUCCAACAGAACAUCAAUGAGUACCACCGAUCUUAUGAUGCUUUACACUAUGUGCUACUCUUUCCACAUAGUGAAGAUGGUUGGACCAUUGAUGCCAGCUCAUUGUCAGGAGAGCAUGUUACAAUCUUUAUAGUAGAAUUCAGGAUGCUGUUAUCCAUAACGAUUGUAAUCUUGCAAAUCUUGGAAAGAGAGUUAUUCUUCCAUCUUCUUUUAUUGGUAGCCCCCGAUUCAAUGAGUAUUGUGCGUCGUUUUGGCAAGCCUGAUUUGUUCAUAACUUUCACUUGCAAUUCAAAGUGGCCAGAAAUCACAAAUUCCCUGUUGGCUGGGCAAAAAGCUAAUGACAGACCAGAUCUUUGUUCUCGGGUUUUCAAUAUGAAGCUCAAAGAGCUCAUGAUUGACCUUACAAAAAAAAUAUUCUGGGGAAAGUUUUGGCCUUUAUAUAUGUCAUUGAAUUCCAAAAGCGUGGACUUCCUCAUGCCCACAUUCUUUUGA
Phycomyces blakesleeanus NRRL 1555(-) is the source of this 705-nucleotide messenger RNA. RefSeq lists its product as hypothetical. NCBI's taxonomy places the organism in Eukaryota, Fungi, Mucoromycota, Mucoromycetes, Mucorales, Phycomycetaceae. The transcript has 3 exons. The record is from RefSeq and is a predicted model, not a curated record. Bases 1 to 705 code for a protein of 234 amino acids.